AUGAUGUCCUCGUCAGAGCCAGGCGCCCCCGCAUCUUUAUCGUUACAGUACAGCCGUGUGCAACGGCAGUACCAGCAAAUCCUCGACCGGGUGACGCCCUUCGUGCUCUACCGAUGGCUCAGCUUUGCGGGGCUGCUCUUGCUGUUUAUAUUGAGGAUCUUUGUGGUACAAGGGUGGUAUAUUGUAUGCUAUGCCUACGCGAUAUACCUCCUGAACCUUCUGCUUGCGUUCCUGCAGCCCAAAUUCGACCCCUCUCUCGAGGAUGACCUCAUGGCAGACGAGAUCGAGGAAGGCGGCGAGCACACGCCCACCCUGCCGUCUCAGCGGGACGAUGAGUUCCGACCGUUCGUGCGGCGCCUGCCAGAGUGGCAGUUCUGGUUGUCUGCGACGCGCGCGACGGUGAUUGCGCUGUUCUGCUCUCUCUCACAGGUCUUCGACGUACCCGUGUACUGGCCGAUCCUGCUCAUCUACUUCUUCGUCCUGUUCGCACUUACCAUGCGCAGACAAAUACAACAUAUGAUUAAGUACAAGUAUAUCCCUUUCGAUAUUGGACGGAAAGUACGCUACGGUGGACACAAGUAG
Molecule: messenger RNA, 582 nt
Organism: Sparassis crispa
Lineage: Eukaryota; Fungi; Basidiomycota; Agaricomycetes; Polyporales; Sparassidaceae
Product: Protein rer1
Exons: 6
Coding region: 1-582 (193 amino acids)
Biological process (GO): retrograde vesicle-mediated transport, Golgi to endoplasmic reticulum; protein retention in ER lumen
Cellular component (GO): Golgi membrane
Source: RefSeq, a predicted model, not a curated record